CGCAACGAAGUUGCCGACGAGACGCGAGACGCGAGACGCGAGACGCGGCUCGCGUUGCCAGUCAGCCAGUCACCGACAAAGCUUCGUCGCGGUAGUGUCUUACUUGGUAGCAGGUUAUCGUCGCAAUCGUGCGCCCUUUACGUUUACGAUUGCUACUAGAAUUAUUGUCGUAACCCUGACACGCCGGAAAACGGUACCGUAGAACUGUGCCGUGUCAAGUACGGGAGUCGAUGUAACGACAUAACCGGGUAUGCCAAAAAUACUUCCGAAACAUUAUCGAUCCGGCGUUUAGGUGAAGUGAAUACGAACGUGUGCCUGUGUAAAGUUGUGUAGCGACGUCGCGUCAUUCCGCGCCAUUCGGUGAUUUGUUUUGACAUGUGUGUGUUCUGCCAUAUUGGAUUAUCGCAUCGUGUCUUAAGGGUUGUACAGGCGCCAGUGUCACGUUGAAAAGUUCGACGUUAUUCGAGGCAACGAUGGAUCCUACGAUUAGAGCUGCGUGGAUCAGUUAAGGCCAGGGGCGGUCGAUGCCUGAUGGCGUGGUUUGGAACGCAACGCUGGAGAAAUCCUGCUCCAGAAGGUGACGAUGUGCAACGAUCGAUCGAGCUGCUGGACAAAGUGCUCUCAGAGUACGACGAGCACGAAACAGAGGGUGAGAGCGGCGGAGGCGAAGUCGACGGUGGCGGAGGCGUCGGCGUCGGCGUCGGCAUCGGCGUCGGCGGUGGCGGCGGCGGCGGUGGUGGAGGCAGGGGCGGCGGAGACGUCGGGGAUUGUGGAAGCAGCACGGAACCGAGUAUUGGUCUCACGCCUGACGACGAGAGUCCGUCCUUAGGACACCAAUCCGAGGACGACGGUUACAUGAGCAUGAAUGGACGAAAAGCAAAGAUGGCCCUGGUAGCGUUGCGUCCAGUUCCGGACUGUCCAGAGCCACAGGAUCCCGUAGGGAUACCCACGCAGGAGUUUCCACCGCCACCGGAAGAAGCCGAGCGAAUCAUUUCCACUCUGUUACCGAUAGUAUCGCCAGGAAACUCUUCGAAAAGGAGCAGCCAUUCCACGGAUCGUCGAAGUGGACGACAACAAUGGAUGAUGGCCAUGGAGGACAGCAUACGGCAUGGAAACGGUAGCGCGGUUACCACUCAGACGACUCUCCCGAAGACGCGGCACCAGAGACCGUACGGAUGGGAGAACGGUAACAACGCGGACCCCCUAAAGCUGGCGCAACCUCCGAGUCCCCCGAGCAAAUUCGCCAGCCUCCCCUACGACGGCAAGGUGUCCUUCGGUUGGAUCCCCCCGAGGACCAACCCCACGGCCGUCGAGAGACAUCGGGAGGUACGACGACGUUCCUCCGACGAAGAGGGAUUCGAGGGUCCCGAACGGGAGAGCAAGACCCAUCGGCAGAGCUUCGAGAACGACCGUACCUCGCAUUUGCGGAAUCAGCGUCAGAACGAGAUGAUGAAAUCGAGCAGCGUGGAGGACAGACUUCUGAUGAAUCACGACCGUUCCGAGCAGAACGCAAGAAGAAGGAACGACUCGGACUCCAGCGAGGGUAGAUUCUCCCGGAACUCCGAGUCCGAGAGAUCCUCGAUUCCGCGCUCGAGUUCCGUCAGCGUCGAGAGGUUCUCGAUGCGCGCCACCUGUGACUCGUCCGAUUUUUCCAGGGCAAACUCGACCUCGAACUCGAACGAGAGGUUUCACUCGGACUUCUCGAUAGCCGUGGCUAGCGCCAGCUCGAACGACCGGGUCUCCGUGCCGACCUCCGAUCCGUUCUCGAUCCGAAAUUUGGAUUUCGUCUCGUUCUCGUUGCCGACGCGAGCCGAUUCCAGCGAGAGAUUCUCGGCACCCGCGUCGGACAGAUGCUCCGACGAGCGGUACUCCGACAUGUUCUCCACGAGGAACUCGGACUUUUCCACAAGAAACUCCACCGACUUCAGAACGCAGUCCGAGGAGGAACGGUUCUCCGACGACUCGUUGGAGGAGCUUCUGCCUCCUCCGCCACCGAUCAGCAAGAGACACUCGAUCGCCUGGGAGGUGUCCCUGGAGGAUGACCCUCUCUACGCUCCGGGGAGCACCAAGGUGAUCGGCAGGAGACGGCGUAAGAGCAGCGACGUAUCCAGCGUUGGGUCCGCGUCCAAGCUCCGCGAUUUCGACGACUGGCAGGACCAACGGCUGUCCACCACGGACGACGAUCUGGUUUCCCCGUACUCGGACUCCUCGACCAACGACCUCGAUCAAAUACGGCCGCAGGAGUUGACGAAGAACGGCACCUACGUGAUACGUCGCGGCCGAAAGAAGGAACGGGCAGGGUUGCCGAAGGCGCCGACGAAAACCAGAAGCCUGUCCUUCGAGAACGGCGACGAGAAUCGGUUGUCGGACGUGAAACGAUACUCCAGCACGUUCGACAACAUCAGAAGUCUGCUCAGGGACGGGAAACUCGGGCCAACGAACGAACCACCGGCGGAAUUCGCGGCGCCCAUUCCGCCGGACCUGGUGAGGGUCGUGUCUCUUCCCGCCAUCAACGACGAGACCGCAAAUCGUGGCCAGUUGGAAGUGACGGUGGAGGAGGAGGAAACGUCGGACGUUUCAGACAAGGAUAAAUCGCGAGAAGGUGUCCAGCUGGUCAGGAUGUCACCCGUACCGCCGGCCACGGUCUCGGUGUCCUUCUCGGUGCCGUUGUCACCGUCCAUCGAGGAGGAACGUCGAGCGGACCUCGACCAGGGCAGACUCAACGAAUGCAACGGAGUUUCUCUUUCGACCUUCAAGUCCGGCUCGAACAGCUCCGGCGCCAUCGUUGGCGGAAAGAUCGUCGAGGAACCGGGCGGUGGUUCCAGGAAAUCUCCGAACGCGAGCCUAGGCAACGAUCGACUGGCCUCGAAGAUCCCGGUCAAUCUGUUGAUCGAAGACCAGAUCGUGAAGAAGGCCCUGAAGGAGAACCGCCGACAACUCGAGAAAGUCAGCGACGCCAUAAAGGAGAUCGAGAGCGUGAAGAACAGCGAAUCUUACUCGGAAAGCAAACGAUGGAGGAACGGGGACGCGAAGCUGAUGGGUAAGAGAAACAGCCUCGAAAACGAGCCGAACGAGAGGAAGAUAUCCGACGGCCUAGCGGAAUCUCGGCCGAGGAAGCGCCACGACUCGGAUGUCGACUCCGACACUUCAAAGACCAGCCCGGAGACGGAUUUCGACGGGAGGAGGACGAACGGAACCGAUGGUGUUUAUUCUUCGGGGAGGAGAUCACGCCAGAACGGUGUCGAGAGCCACAAGAACGAUCAGAAGCAGAUCGAGAACGUAAUCGACGCCAUUCUCGAGGACUCCAAGAAUCCGGAAUUUCAGGUAAGCGUCGAGGUUCUCGAGUUUCCUCCGCUGCCGCCUUCGCCCGUGGAGGAGGCCGACGAAGAGAGUUCGGACAUCGGUUUAAACGCCUCGAUCGCCACGAAGCCGAAACCUCACGUUAGCAAUCGAACGAUGGAAUACAGACCCAGGGUGCCGCCGCAUCGCGGUCCAGCAAAUCUUUCCACGGAUUCCAAGGAUCAUCAAAUUCCCCUCAACACUAGAUCCAUGGACGCUGGAUUCUCUCGGGGUAGGCGCACACCCGUUACCAGCAACUCCAGACGAGAGCAAAUACCCGUGGAACGACGGACUCUUCCCACGGACCUGCCUGGACCAUCCCGACGUCGACCGUUCACGAAACGACACUCGCCAUCGGCGGAACCAUGCCCCACCGGUGGAAACGGCGGCGGCUGCAGCGGCAGCGUUCCUGGAAAUGGAACCAGCAACGGUGCUUGUAGCGGUAGCAGCGGAACUACCGGUAACGUGUCCGCCGGCUCCGGGAUGCAGACCUCCUGCUCGCUUCCGGAAACACCAGUCUUCGCCAGGGGAAGCGACAUUCCAAGGACUCCUCAGCAUGCCAGCAACCCAACGCAGACGCGUCGGCAACCUGGUUGGUACGCCCCAACCACGGCUACCACUGGGUACCGAAGAAACAAUCCUGGUCUGGAGCAGGCGAUAAUUGGCACGGAGCUGCUGCGACUGGCGGGCGGCCCUAAUCGCGGAUGGUACCCGACGAGGAAAGCGAAUCAACCACGGCCAGCGUCGAUCGAACAUCUCGAACGAUUGAACAACGCGUACGACGCACGGUUAGUGGGCACCGGGGACCAGAGAAAACCGCUGACUUUGCCCACGAACAUCACACCGAACAAAUACUUCGGCCAAAGUAAGCACAGCUCCGCCUCCAGCACUCGCGAGGCGCUACGGAGGGUCACUAGCUUGCUCAUCAAGAAAGGAAGCGGAAGCAAGGAUGGUAAAAGUGGCAAGGACAACGCGUCGCCGUGUGGCCCUUACGCUGCGGCCGAAUGCGGAGACGCGCCGAAGAAGAAAGGAUUCUUCAAGGGUUUCUGGAAGAGAUCGCGCCACUACUCGCUGGAAAACCAAUAGCCCAGGUGCGGCAGGGUGACACGCCACCAACGACAGAGACACGCGCCGAAACAGCAGCACCCUUGUCGACAGCCACGAAUCGCUACGAGCGCUCUGGCGAACACCACUUGCUGCUGCAUCGUCCAGUAAAAAGCCUCGUAUCAGCAUCAGCGUCGUGACGGAACCGACCGGCGCUGACGUUUCAGGACGGCAGCGUUUCGCUCGCGUUUCUUCGUCCAAUCUCGUCGACCUUUUUAGUCCGGCCGAUCGGCUAUCACGACGAGGACAACGACGGCGACGACCCCAAGUACAAGCAACAAGUACGACAGAGCCCGUGGGUAAAUCAGUUUUGCCUACUUUACGUUCCUCUUUUUCCUACGUUCACUUUCCAUCGUUCCCUCUCGUUUCAAUUUGGUUUCGAUUCGCUCGCGCGACGACCCGCGUAGUGGGCAAAAUUACAUUCGAAUGACAGAUGAGCCGAAGUACAGUGACUCUUUUAAAGUGAAAUAUAAUUUUAUCGUAUUAGGGUGAUAUUUCAUUUACAAUUUGAACCGUAAAUAUUACAACAGUUAACCCUUUGCACUCGAGAGAUGACUCUCCUCGAUCACCACUAGGUUUUACACAGUAAAUCAACCAACAAUAAUGUUUGUUUAGGUUUCAUUUCUUUGGAACUCGAAGUGUCAAUAAAAUGAUUGUCAGUGCAGUAAAGGUUCGUAAAAGGUGAAGUAAAAUCUGAAAUUAGUUUGCGAUUACGAAUCCGGCUACAUCUUCCAAGUCAAUCUAAGCUUAGUAUUCGAGUUACUGGUAGAGAUACCAGAAAAAAAGGUCUCGAGUGCAAAGGGUUAACACUAAAACUGCCGAUAUCGACACGUAUAACUCGUCGUACAUGCAAUUACAUCUGUGUAAUUGGAGAAGAAAAAACAAACUAAUUUAUGGAUAAAAUUAAUUCUCUGUUACAAUAAUUGCCCCUUCACAAUUGUAAUAAAGGCAUCGUUGAUAAUUGAAUGAUUCUGGAAAGAAAUUUAAAGCGCAUGGAUCCAAUUCAUCGAAUCAAUAUUUUCAGUGUUAAUCGACAUUAAGUUUCGAAAUAAAUAGCAUUCGAUAAUGGUAAAUAGAACAUAGAACUUAAAUGCUUUCAUCUAUUUAAAACAUUCGCAGAGAAAAGAACAUAACAAGAAGGAAGAAAAAUUGGGAAAAGUUUUCUUAUUUCCCUAAUACGAUUCAGAUCUUAUCUUCAUUGAACAAAUAACGGAUCGAAAACUGUUCAUUUUGCAAUUGUUAUUCAAAAUAUGUUAUCCGAAUAAUAAUUUUGCCCAUUUCUGCACCCGUUGAAAGUUGGACGUCUAGUGCAAGAGCUUUCGUAAUUUUGUACGUUUUUCUUUCUCUCGGCUCGGCGACUGGGGUCCGUUUUUUUCACGGGGCGAACUGUACAAUCGCGAUCACCGUGUACGACUCCAUCGAGACGCUGGGUUUAUCGGCCCAACGGAGUUUUUUACUUUGCACAAAGCGACCGAUUAAGUCGUAUAAUAAUCUCAUCGAGAUGCGAAGGUUUAUACCAGUCGAUUGGAGCGAAAAAAGGUUUCGAAAAAAGGAAAAGAAAAAGAGAAAAGGCAAUAUAAUCGGCUUUCUCAUUGACUCAGUGGCGCACCCAGACGAUUAACAAGGUGAGUGCUACGAAAAUUAAUACGUCGCCAUUCUUUUCGACAGUUCCCGACAGUUUCUUUUUAGCGAAAAUAGAGAAAAAGUUUCAGUUAACGUUUUUGUGUAAAAUGUAACUCGCUAUAAGAUUUAUUUAAAACAUUCUUUAAAAUGUUUGACAACGACGUGCGUAUAUCGAAAGAAACGAAGAAGUACAAGAGUUAAUUAGCAUUAUCUUCUCGCGUGUGAACAGUACAUGUGCAUGGUUGUAGAGAUUUGAUAGCUUAAAACUUUCCUUAUCGGAACGUUAUUCGUUGACAUUAAGUUGCUUUUACACAUGCACGUACAUAAAUUUCGAUACUAAAAGGAUGUAUACUUGUGAAAAAAACUGGGGUAGAAUUGUUCUCUUGGGCCACCCCGUUGGGUGCGCCACUGUAUCGCGUCGAGGCGAUCGGCGGUCGUGGCAUCGAAGGCUCUAGGUGUUUCCUUUUAUCUUCCCUUUUGUAUUUAACGCGCGACGGAAUACGUUUUCUAGAGAGUGAAUAAUAAAGUAUAAAAUAUCCUGUAUUAAAAGUAUCGGAGUAUUUCAUAUAUAAUUGCGUUAGGCGGCGUGUGGCACCGAGCAAACAGUGAGAAGAGCGUAAGGAAACAUUGUAGAUGUACGCGAAAGCAAUUCGCGACGAACGAACAGUGAUAUCGUACGCAUUAUUAUCGAUAGAAUUGUAAUUUCCCCCGGGAACGUUAACGCGUUACUGUAUUCAUAUUAUUUUUCAUUACACCAGCGCUGUUAUUGUUGUUGUUACUACUAUUAUUACUAUUAUUAUCACCGAUAAGAAUAUUUCUAUUUGUCUUCUUUUUAAUAUUAUUAUUACUAUUAUUAUUAUUAUUAACGUCGUAACUAAAUGCACAGCAUCAGUGCCGCUAUUACCGAGAAUAUUAUUUUUCUUACAAUCUCUCUAUAUACUGCUAUUAUCACUAUAUCUGUACUGUCGUCAUUGUCAUUACUAUUAUUUAUUAUUAUUUAUCAUCAUCAUCUUCAUCUUCAUCGUCAGCAGUAUCGUUCUUGUUGUUAUUAUCAUCAUUAUCGAACCUUGGUACUACUACCAAAAAAAAAAAAAAAAUGCAAAGGUAUAUAAAUAUAUAUACAUACGCAGAAAUGUAGUUACACGCCAAGAAUGCGCGCACGAUAACGAAUUAUCAUUACGAAAGCGAUAACAAUUAUUAUUACGAAUUAACGAAUGAAUUAAUUACUAUUAUUGGUAAUCGGUAUUAUUAUUAAUAAUAAUAUAUAGACAACUGAGAUCAUAUAGCUAAUAAUAUAACGAAUGGGGUGGCGAUAAUAACGGUAAAUUACAAAGUUAUAUUUAGAAUAAUUUUUGGAUUCGAUCGUAGAGCACGUUCUCCUCGGAUAUUUGACAAAGUCGAUCGUACGGAGAGUCGCUUGAAUGCCAAAGACUGUCUCGCGGCGUGUCGAGCUCGACCUGUACAGAAAAUAUAUUUAUCGUUUACUUGCUGUUCGUUAGAUAGAUUGACCGAUCUA
This is a messenger RNA of Hylaeus anthracinus, 7582 nucleotides long. RefSeq lists its product as uncharacterized. The transcript has 13 exons. The record is from RefSeq and is a predicted model, not a curated record. NCBI's taxonomy places the organism in Eukaryota, Metazoa, Arthropoda, Insecta, Hymenoptera, Colletidae. The coding region runs from base 532 to 4425 and encodes 1297 amino acids.